Panicum hallii is the source of this 2109-nucleotide messenger RNA. Its product is annotated as putative cysteine-rich receptor-like protein kinase 20. The record is from RefSeq and is a predicted model, not a curated record. Gene Ontology annotation, molecular function: ATP binding; protein kinase activity. The transcript has 7 exons. NCBI's taxonomy places the organism in Eukaryota, Viridiplantae, Streptophyta, Magnoliopsida, Poales, Poaceae. The coding region runs from base 36 to 1994 and encodes 652 amino acids. Gene Ontology annotation, biological process: protein phosphorylation.
GCAUAAGUUUCUUUGCUCCUGCCACCACUGCACCAAUGUCACUCAUCAUGCUACUUAUUGCCGUCCUACUUCUUUCUUCCCCGAAGCUGUUAGCUGAAGGCCAGCCCAUCUGCAGCAAUGCUAACAUCAUGUACAUGCAAAGCAGUACCUAUGUCUCUAACCUGAAUUCCCUUGCUGAAGCACUAUUUGCCAAUGUGACAAAUUCAAACUCACACUCAGCUCGUGAUACAGCUGGGAUGGGUUCUGACAUGAUCUAUGGAGCAGUGCUAUGCCGAGGAGACACAACCCCCGGCACUGACUGUGCAUACCGCCUCAAGGAGGUCCUUGAUGCAGCAAGGAACAAAUCAGCUAAUAGUUCCUGCUCUUCCCAAAAGGACAUAACCUUGUUUGACGAUGGGUACCUGGUCCAGCUAAGAUUCUCUGAUCAGGAUUUCAUCUCCAACUUCAGCAACUCUCAGGAAUGCAUAGUGAGAGCUAAUCUGAAUCGUCCACCAUUAGGUCAUGUUUCGGAGCAGUUCGGUAGUCUUGUUUCCAAGCUGAUGGCUGAGCUCACAGAAGGCGCAACGAAGAAGACAGGCAGGUACGAGACAGGCCAGGGCUGGCUCACCGAGAAGGGCCAGACAGUAUAUGGCCUUGUGCAGUGCACAGAGGACAUGCCGCCAGAUACUUGCCGGAGUUGCCUGAAUAGUGCCAUCACAAAGAGGGAGCAGAUGGUUAAAAGUGGCCAGAUGGGCGGGGCAAUCCUCGGUGUGCACUGCAGCUUUUGGUACCAAACAGAAGUUCAGUUUUUUGCUGGCGCACCAGUGUUGUCUUUAAAUAUGCCCACACCAAGCAAAUUUUGGAUCUGGGUCACGAUUGGAUCGUUCUCAGUCGUGGUUUCAAUUUCUUGGCUGCUUGUUAAUAUUUGGAUCAAAACAGAGAGGAAAAGAGAAAGAGCAAGAUUCGAACUACAAUUGCUAUCAAUGGCGAUACAAAAUGUAAUCAAUCUGUGGAGGAUUGAAGAAGGCAACUCUGGGUUUUCUCUGUAUGAUUUCUCUCAGAUAAAGGAAGCUACAGGCAACUUCUCUAGUGAAAACAAACUUGGAAAAGGUGGUUUUGGACCAGUCUAUAAGGGCCUAUUGCCUGGUGGUCUUGAAGUAGCAGUCAAAAGACUUGCAGCAUGUUCGGUACAAGGUUUGUUAGAGUUCAAAAAUGAAAUUCAGCUGAUAGCAAAACUUCAACACAAAAAUCUUGUUAAGUUACUUGGCUGCUGUAUCCAAGGAGAUCAAGAAAAGAUGCUUGUCUACGAAUAUAUGCAAAACAAAAGCCUGGACAUCUUCAUAUUCGAUAUUAACAAAGGAGGGCAAUUGAACUGGUCCAUGCGUCUACACAUAAUUGAUGGGGUAGCGCAGGGGCUCUUAUAUCUUCACAAGCACUCACGAUUUUGUGUUGUUCAUAGGGAUCUGAAAGCAAGUAACAUUCUAUUGGACAGCGACAUGACUCCAAAAAUUUCUGAUUUUGGGAUAGCAAGAAUAUUCAGCUCAAACAUGACGGAAUCAAAUACAACCAGAAUAGUAGGCACACAUGGCUACAUAUCUCCAGAGUAUGCCUUUGAUGGAGUUUGCUCAAUCAAGUCAGACGUCUUUAGCUUUGGAGUCUUGGUCUUGGAAAUUAUAAGCGGAAAGAGGACUACUGGUUUCUAUCCAUAUGAUGGAAAAUUAUACAAUCUCAUUUCAUAUGCUUGGAAACUUUGGAAAGUUGGAGAAUGGUGCCAGCUGGUUUGUUGUCGUAUAGGAGAAAAUCAUGAAGCGAUAGAAAGGUGCAUUCAGGUGGCACUUUUAUGUGUUCAAGAGAGCGCAGAGGACAGACCUGCUAUGGAUCUUGUGGUUAGCAUGCUAAACAGUGCGAAUGUGAGCCUGCCCAAGCCAAAGCAACCAGCUUACUUCUUUGUGCGCUCUAGCGAGUCAGAAGCUUCAUCAUGCAACAUUAAUAUAAGCAUUACGUUGGCAAGGUAGACUAGCAAUCCAAAAGAACGUGAACCAACCAUGUUUCUAUGGUGCUAAGGGAGCUCCAAGUCUAAUGUAGAGUUGUUUGCCUGUAUAUAUGAUCUUUUGUUUUUGUUUGGCCAAA